Molecule: messenger RNA, 2151 nt
Organism: Rotaria sp. Silwood1
Lineage: Eukaryota; Metazoa; Rotifera; Eurotatoria; Philodinida; Philodinidae
Source: the annotation of a GenBank genome assembly
AUGACUCUUACUGAUCAACAAUUACGUCAAGAAUUAAUAAAUUAUGGUGAAACUGUACCACCAAUUACUCAACGCAAUCGUGAACAACUUCGUGCUCGGCUUGAAAUUCUUCAAUCACAAACACGAACACGUACUUCUGCUUCACCAUCACGUUCUCAAGCUGCUGCUUCACCAUCGCGAUCUCAACUUGCUGCUUCUCCAUCACGUACAACACGUACCAGUAGCGCUGCUGCUUCUGCUUCACCAUCACGACCUCCUGCUGCUGCUUCUCCAUCACGAAUGACACGUGCUACUGCUUCUCCAUCACGCACAACACGUAGUGCUGCUUCACCAUCACGAUCACUUGCUACGAGUUCACCAUCACGUAUCCGUUCAAGUGCAACAACAACUACUACAGUAGCAUCACGUCCAACAACUCGAUCACAACAACCAUCGAAUCUUAUUGAAUUGAGUGAUUCAGAAACAGAUUCAUCAUCAACUGGUGUUCUUAUGUCAAGAUCACUUCGUAGUGGACAAACAACACCUAAUGUGCAAACACGUUCAAUUGCAUUACGUCGUCAAAACGAUUCACCGACUGGAAUACCAUCAAUAACUGAUAUAGCAGGUUCAGGAAAUAUAACUGAUGAUGUUGAACAAUCGAUUGCUCGGCAUCGUCGUGAAAUAAAACAAUUACUUGAUUCAGCACGUGAUCGAAAUCGUGCAACUAAUACAAGCAUUUCUUCUUUACAUUCGGCCGAACAUCAAGAACAAAUAGGAACACCAAUUCAUCCAAGUUCGAAAUCACGUACUCAUCAACAACCAUCAAAAACCGAUGAUGAUGAUGAUGAUGAUAAUAACGCGAAAGUUAAACGAUCACCAAAAUCUGAUAAAGAUGAAGAGAAAAAAUCAUCAUUUAAACAUAUACGAAAACCAAUUGGAUCAUUUUUGGGAAAAAAUUCAGAUUUUAUAAAAAAUAUUUUAAAAAUUUUACUUGUUAGUUCCAUUCUCAUUGGUGGAGUCAGUUUUUUAGUACAAUACUAUGCUGAAUUUUUGCCACGUACUAAAGAAAUAAAUUGUGCGGUUGAGAAUGUUACUACAUGUGAAGAUAUGAAACCAUUAAUUGCUGCUGUACGAAAACAAUUACAAAUUCGAACUGGUGAAGUGGAUUGUGGUUUUCGUCCUAGUAAUGAUAUUUUGGUCAAGAGAUCUGAAAUCGAAAAAAAUUUAAACGAAAAAGGACUAAAAUUUACUUUGGGUGAUGAAGAACGAUGGAAUGCAUUAGUUAUGUAUAUUUUGACUACGCCAUCAAAAGAUAUAUUAGUAUGGAAUGAAGCAAAUAAAGAAACGAAAAAUCCUACUGAAGCAAGAAAAUUAAGUACACCAGAAGCAGUACGCGCAUUAACAUGUCGCGCUCGACAAGAUAUUAGUAAUACAUUAAGAAACUUUAUUUUACUUGUGUUAGGAUCUACUGGUCUUUUAACAUUAGCUUGGUAUCUUCAAAAACAAUCGAAAGCACAUCAAGACAAUGAAAGAACAUACAAUAAUCUUCUUGAAAAAGCAACUAAACUACUUGAAGAACAAUAUGAAAAACAUAUUCAAGAUCCUAAUGCACAACCAUGGCUUGCUAUAAGUCAUAUUCGUGAAAAACUUAUUUCAAAAGAAGAUCAAGAUAAAUUAAAAAAUAUUUGGGAACGUGUUAAAAAACAAUUAACGAAAGAAAAAUCACGAAUUAGUUCUGAAACACAAGAAAUCAAUGGUGAACAUUUUGAUGUUUGGCGAUGGUUAAAAUUAUCACCAAAAAAAAAUAAAUCGGAACCUGUAAAUAUUUCAAAUGAAGAAAAUAAUGCUUUUAUUACAUCUGAAGUAGGCCUUACUGAAUGUCUUAAAUUACGUAAUUGCUUUCGUUCGGAUAAUUAUGCUGAUGAUGAUGAAAUCGAUCAUGUUAUUGAAAGUAUUCGAAGUCGAUGUGCUAAUAUAAAACGAAUUGAACAUAUUGGAAUCCAUUCGGUUUUUGUUUAUUUAAAAUUCUCAUCAAAAGAAGCAGCUGGUCAAGCUUAUGAUUUACUUAAUAAUUGGAAAUAUCAAGAUCGAACAAUAAAUGUUAAAUAUAUCCGUCUUAAUCGAUAUAAUGAACAUUUUCCUGACGCAAGAGAUGCUAGUCCAAAGAAAUAA